Molecule: messenger RNA, 1639 nt
Organism: Schistosoma mattheei
Lineage: Eukaryota; Metazoa; Platyhelminthes; Trematoda; Strigeidida; Schistosomatidae
Source: the annotation of a GenBank genome assembly
CUCAGGACCAGUUCGUUGCAUUUGGCGGGUGGUACGCCUUUGAUCGGUCAGCUGCAUUUUGAAAAUCGCCAUAAUGUUGACUCGCAGCCGUUUCGGGUCUACGCUAAUGAAAAUGCUGCCGUUGGUGUUAAGGAUAAUCUCGUCCAAAAAGUCAAAAGCACGGGUGUGUCAACGAGGUCACGCGCAGCCCUAGGUGAUAUUAAGAAUAAGGCUACUAGUAUCUUGCCAAAAGAAGCUGAGAAACAAAAAGGCUUGAAGGAUGAAAAAUGUUUGGAACCAAAAAAAGAAAAACAACUCGACAUGAGUAUCGAUGGUACAACUCCUGACGUCACGACUCAAAAACAAACUGAUCAACUCAAGGAGUUUCGAGCCAGCCGGAGACUCAUUCGUUCAGAAUGUUUAGCGUCUCAGUUGGCGGAGGAAUUUUUGGAGGUUGACCGAAACGACUACGGGGAUGCCGCUUCGGUUUACCCUUAUUCUGAACGAAUAUUUAAUUAUCUUCAAGAUAGAGAACUGUUAGUACAACCCCUAGUAGCUGACUACAUGGCCACAAAUUGUGAAAUCACUCCCAGAAUGCGUUACAUCUUAAUUAACUGGCUUGUCCAAGUACACUACAGUUAUAAACUGCAACCUGAGACCCUCUAUUUAUGUGUUGGUAUUUUGGACCGUUAUUUAUUGAAAAAUUCAAAAAGCCUGACAAAGGAUGGGUUUCAACUUAUAGGCGUGGCAUCAUUAUUCAUUGCUGCCAAGUUCGAAGAAAUGUAUCCACCCGAUAUAAGCGACUUUUCAUCAAUUACAAACAAUACCUAUUCUAAAAGUGACAUACGAAACACCGAACAAAUUAUAUUACAAUCGACUGAUUUCUAUUUGUCGAUUCCAACUCCAUUAGUAUUUUUGCGUCGCUUGUCAAAGGCUGUGGAUGCUGAUAGGACUAUGCACAACCUGGCUAAAUAUUUCUUGGAACUUACGAUACAAGAGUAUGAUCUUGCACAUCUUCCAGGGAACCUCCGCUCUGUGAUUGCGUUGUGUCUGUCUCGAGCGCUGUGUCUAGGCACUUCAGAACUUGAAAGGGCUUGGUGUGACAAACUGUCUUAUCUUAGCGGUUAUAAGUUGGAUGAUAUACGUGAUCAUCUGCAGAUUCUCGCACGGGCUGCUUAUCGUCAAAAUUCCCCUUCGAAAUAUAGAGCGAUAUUUAACAAGUAUCGUGUGGACGAUUUCUAUGGACGUGUAGCAUCUUUGCCUCAACUUCGCUCAUAUCUAAUGGAAACCCUAGCAGAUCUCAAAUUCGACAGUGAUGGAGAGGCAAAUCCAGUUUAGUGCUGUUGAGAUAAACUUCAUGCUAUUAAAAUUCAGUGAUGUCGUCAUUUAAUUGUCUAGCUGUCUCGGUCUAUUUAUUUUCCCGAUUAUUUAUUUUCUAUCUCCUAUCGAGAUCCUUGAUUAUCUCAUUGGAAUAAGUGUAUAUUUUACUAUGAUCGUCCUCGAUUUUAGUGUAUAAUCUUAUAAUACACACUUUUAUCAACCCAUAUCUGCCAUUUAUCAUUUUGUAUAACCGGUAAUAAUUAUUUUCACACUAACGUCAAGUAAAUUAACUUUUAAACUUGCUGUUUCUACGUUAAAAAGGAACACUAGAUAUUCCGAG